UCCUCCUCAGCCUCCUCCUCAUCAUCAUUCCUCAUCUUCAAGUCUAAACACCUCGUUGGCUCCUCGCCUCAUCGCGCAAAGGCGAGAGAGGCGAUUGACGAGGCUGGGGCGGCUUGAGAGGGAACUCGUAGUCUCAUCCUGCGUGAGGACCUCCCUGACCUUUGGCUCGCUCGCCAGAAGCCGGCGUAACAUUUUGCGACUCGCAGCUUCUUGAGUGUCAUACUCGUCAAUGGACUGAGCUGCUCGUGUUGAUGAGGCCGAGUAGGGGUUUACCACGUCGCCAUUGACGAUGAUGAGUUACACACGGGGGCUGUCGUCCCUGCUCGCUGGGAUCUGGACCCGCACCGCUUCAGCCGUGACAGGGCCCGUGGGGGUCCCUUCACGUCACCGCACGGGGCCCCAUGCUGCCACCGUCGUGGUCGUCACCUGCAGGAGCGUGUUCAUCGGCCGCGCAGCGCUGCAGAGGCACCGGCUCUCCAGGGCGCAGCCUGACGCAGACAGCUCGAGCGCCGGCAGCAGAGUCACAAGCGACGAAGCUCACCAACGGCUGCAGCAACAGCAACGGCAACAUGAGAAGCAGCAGCAGCAGCAGGAGGAGGAGAAGAGUCAGCAGGAGGAAGAGCAGCAGCAGAAGCAGGCUCAAAAUCAGCAGCAACAGCAGGAGCAUCAGGAGCUUGCGAUGAAGCAGCAGCAGAAGAAAUAUUUUUGGAGCAAAGAGUCGACGGCGGGCCGCGCCGACACCGAUACCUCCGCUACCUCUCUCACCAUCUACGAGCACCGUUUUGCUGAGGCGGCUGCGGCAGGGCAUAGCAGCCGCACCAAGGCGGCGUUCAUGAGCGUCAUCGAGUCGUUCUGCCGGGACGACCCGCGCCGCCGCGGCCACGUGGACUUCGUGUACGCGGCGCUGCGGUGCAUGCGCGACUACGGCGUGCACCACGACAUCGCCGUCUACAACCGCCUGCUCGACGUCAUCCCCAAGGGGGUGUUCGUGCCGCGCAACGUGAUCCAGCGCACGUUCAACCACUACCCGCGCCAGCAGCAGUGCGGCAUCGCCGUGCUCGAGCAGAUGGAGAACUAUGGCCUGAUGCCUGACAAGGAGACACGGUCGCUGCUCAUCCAGAUCUACGGGCAGCUGAGCCACCCAUACCGCAAGUACCGCCGCAUCCUCUACUGGUUCCCACGCAUGAAGCACGUGAACCCGUACCCUGUGCCCGUGACGCUGCCCAGCGACCCGGUCACCCUCGCCUCGCUCGCACUCACGCGCAUGGCCGACGACCUCGACGCCAAGGUCACCGUCUACCAGAGUUCCUACAAUGAUGUCACGGAAGACGGCCGUGACGUGACCAAGCCCUACAUCGUCGGCAUCCAGAGCCCCGAUCAGCAGGAGUUGCUGUCGCGGCACCGCCCCGAGCGGCCCGUGUACGUGGAGGGGCCGUCGCGCCUGUGGCUGCGUGACGCCAACGUCUCCUACUACGUGCUCCGCGGUGACCCCCUCGCACCCCACGAGAAGAACCCCCCCAUCGACCCCGAGCGGAGCCUCUACUACCCCCUGCAGCUUGACCUUGACCUGACCCUCGACCUCUCCGAUGACUUUUCCUUCGAUGUCAAGGAGGUGGAGGAGGGCCCCGUGUUUGCCAUGUGCAUGGUGGGGCGUGGUGACCAGGCCACACUAGGGCACUGGCUCUCGGGCCUGCAGCUCUCCAAUCCUGUGUUGGGCCGCACGCCCAUCAUAUUCCGUCUGGAGAGCACGCCCAGCGACCUCGUGCCAGGCGGUGUGAGCCACGGGGGACGAGGGAACGGCAGCGAAGGGGGUCCCGGUGAAGAGCGGACAAAGUGACGCCGAGGGUCGGAGGAGCCUCAUCUCGAGAGCCUCCGCACGGCAGCCGCUACCGAUCGGUCAUGGCCGACGGCACUGUAAAGAGGAGGGAGAACUUCUUAGUGGUGGCUGACGGAGGCAUUCGGCCACAUGGUGUCGCCAGCACCACCACUGCGCUUGCCACGUGGUUGUUUACCACCCACCGGGUCGCCCUGCCCCCGUGACACCUGCGCGGUGGCGCCGCGCUCUGCGCUGGCACCUGCCACCACCGCUGCCGCCUCCUGUUGCAAGAUUUGCGAUGCCCCUGGUUGGAAGGGGGUUUUGGAGGUCCCGCGCGGCUGGCGACGUGGGCUGGUGGUGGCAUUAUCGUACGUGUGGGCCUGUAAAGCCGCAGAUGAGCCAGCUUGCUCAAGGGGGUGACUACGGUGAAAUGAAAUAAAAUAAAAACAAAAAAGAAUGUAAGCUUACUCUUUGGGUCUUUCGGUAAAGUCACGUAGACAGGUUAAAAGAAAAUAGCAAAAAACUACGACGUUUCGAUCGCAACACAAGCGUUCGUCAUCAGGAGGAGGGGGAGACAACCGCUAAAAAACGACUGCACAACCGAGUUGUGCCGGGGCUGUGCCGUGCCAAUCCAGCUCAGCGCGAACCAAGAGGCCACUGAGUUGUGUUACCACCGCAGAAGUCUUGAGUAGUGCCGCCGAAGUCGAGGCGCACGUGGGCGGCGCCGUGACGUUGCGUUUAAGUUGUCACAAACGAUGAUGACAUCAAUAUGCCCAUGUGGCAUCGGGUGAUGUCACUUUUGUGACGAUGAAGACGCGUUCAUUUAUUCCGUAUUGGUGAUCUGAACGAGAUCCAAAUUUGUCCCUAAAAAUCCAGAACGUUUUACUUUAACUCAACCCUUGGAGAUAGUCGAACAGAACUGCAUGGGUUAUGUGUUCCUUUCAACAAUUAAGUAGAACCUUGCACACAAUAGGACAAUGAGCCAGAUUGUUACAGGGUUGUAUUUUAGUUUUACAUCAACCCUAAAUAGAUUGUUGGCUCGUGAGUGUAAAAAUAUAAUUUUAAUCUAAAUUAAAAUGUAUUUGAAACCUCUA
Molecule: messenger RNA, 2910 nt
Organism: Petromyzon marinus (sea lamprey)
Lineage: Eukaryota; Metazoa; Chordata; Hyperoartia; Petromyzontiformes; Petromyzontidae
Gene: ECSIT
Product: ECSIT signaling integrator
Biological process (GO): cell surface receptor protein serine/threonine kinase signaling pathway; innate immune response
Cellular component (GO): mitochondrion
Source: RefSeq, a predicted model, not a curated record